AUGUUGUCAAUUAUUAGUCAAUGUCAAGAUUUAGAUGAAGAGUAUAGAUAAUUAGUUUAGAGAAUAAAUUACAUGGUAGAUAACUUGAGUAUAGUAAGUCUUGAAUUUGUGAAUUCGAAAUUAGAAUUUUUGGAGAAAUACUCAGGUACUCUAAAAUCAAGUUAAAUUGAUGCACGAAUUCAUAGAAAUUCAUAAAUGAAGAACUUAAUUGAAUAUAUAAAGAUGCAUAGAAAAUCAGAAGUAAAAUCACUUGCAUAAUCACCACCAGCAAAGAUGACCCAUCAUCGUCCAAAAUAUUCAUUUAAUGAGAAGGCCUUUUCUAGUAUGCUUUAUAAUAGCAUGAACCAAAUGACAUAGUAAAAAACAUAGAUUAAUGAUCUUGAUUAAUCUUAAUAGAAGCCUACUCUGAAACAGAAAAACCUUAAUAUUCUAUAAAUUUUAAUAGGAAAGUAAAAGCUUGACUAAAAAAAAGGAAAUGAAGACAUGUUUCGAUUACUCUAAAAAUGCAUGCAUUUAAUCUCUUAAAAAUAAGAAUUUUAAGAAGAGUAUGAAGAUUUAUAAAGAGAAUAUAAAGAUGUAGUUAAGAGCAAUAGAAGUUUAUAAUGCAAAGUCAAUUUUGGUUUAAAAUCAUCAAAAUUAAAGGAGAAUUUAAAUUAAUUAAUAGUGAGUCAAGAAUCAUUUAAAUCAUACCUCAAUUCUGUUAUUUGA
Molecule: messenger RNA, 708 nt
Organism: Paramecium sonneborni
Lineage: Eukaryota; Ciliophora; Oligohymenophorea; Peniculida; Parameciidae
Source: the annotation of a GenBank genome assembly